AUGUCAAUCCUCAUCGCUAUAUGUUUAGGACUCGGAAAUCGAAGCGAAGGCGAGUCGGCAUUUGAUGGCAUGUCUUCCAAUGUUUUACAUGACCAGAUGUUCCUAGAAGUGAUAUGCACUCCUAGUUCAUUGUUCCAGCUGUCCGCUUACUCUGUGUUCAAUCCACACUGUGAACGAUUACUUGGACAAAUGACUGCCGAGCAUUUUGAAAGGGAUGUGCUGAGGAGGAGGAUCGAUUAG
Messenger RNA from Cylicostephanus goldi, 240 nucleotides. NCBI's taxonomy places the organism in Eukaryota, Metazoa, Nematoda, Chromadorea, Rhabditida, Strongylidae. The record is from the annotation of a GenBank genome assembly.